Molecule: messenger RNA, 11388 nt
Organism: Dromiciops gliroides (monito del monte)
Lineage: Eukaryota; Metazoa; Chordata; Mammalia; Microbiotheria; Microbiotheriidae
Product: zinc finger protein OZF-like
Exons: 3
Coding region: 414-1973 (519 amino acids)
Biological process (GO): regulation of DNA-templated transcription
Molecular function (GO): DNA-binding transcription factor activity, RNA polymerase II-specific; RNA polymerase II cis-regulatory region sequence-specific DNA binding
Source: RefSeq, a predicted model, not a curated record
UGGGUCCGGUUGAGGUGCUGUGUGUGUGUCCCUCUCUCCUGGGGCUGUCCUUCAGGGUUUGACCGGCUUUCCCCUAGGAGGAGGCGAUAAGGAGAGCGAAAAGAAGUAUCCCUGGCGGGGCAGCAAGCCAGCAGGCCCACGCCUCCUCAGUUAGCGGAACCUGCAGCCAACUGCCCCAAGGCCAUUCUGGAAAACACUGGGACGAGGUGAGGCCGGUGACUCAUCACGCCCCCGGAACUCCAUUUCCCAGAAUCCGUCAUGAGGGACAGCCCGUUGUUCCCCGGUCACGUGCUCCAGAGCCCAGGGCAUGAGAAGCAGGGAGCAGGGAGCCGGGAGAUGCUGAUGCUCCAGUGAUGCCACCAAGCCCACUGGAAGGGGCAGCCAGGAGGUCAGCCAGGAAGCCCUGAGCCCAGAUGACCAUGGAGGCCUUGGACCUCAUGCUUGAGGAGAGAGAUUGGAAAACUGAGCCUGAAACAAAGGAAUCUAUUUCAAAGGUUGACAUUGUUAUGGACAAAUCAUCCCAGGAACAAUACUCAAAAGAUGAUUAUGAGUGUGCCAAGUUGGGAGAAGGAUGGAAUUAUGAUCCUGAGAAACCUUCUGUGCACAGUGAAUGUGGGGAAUCGUUCAAGUGUAAUUCAAACCUUUUUCAGGAUCAUAUAAUAUAUAAUGUAAAUCAAACUCAUGGUUAUAAUGAAUUUGGAAAAGACUUACUACAGGAUAAACAGCAUUCUGAGCAUCAGAAAGUCCAUCCUAAAGAGAAACUUCAUGUAUGUAAAGACUGUGGCAAAACUUUUAGCUUCAGUUCCUCCCUCAUGUACCAUCAAAAAAUUCAUACUGGAGAGAAGCCUCAUAAAUGUAAUGAAUGUGGGAAGGCUUUCAUUCUUCGAACACAGCUUAAUUCCCACCAGAGAAUUCAUACAGGCGGGAAACCUUAUGAAUGUAAUGAAUGUGGAAAAACGUUUAGAUACAAUUCAUCCUUUACUUACCACCAGAAAAUUCAUACUGGAGAGAAGCCUUAUGAAUGUUAUGAAUGUGGGAAGGUCUUCAGAGGGAACACACAGCUUAAUUCCCAUCAAAGAAUUCACACUGGAGAGAAACCUUAUGAAUGUGAUGAAUGUGGGAAAACCUUCAAUCAGAGCACCCAGCUUACUUUCCAUAAGAGAAUUCAUACUGGAGAAAAACCUUAUGAAUGUAAUGAAUGUGGGAAAGCCUUCAUGCAGAGUGCACAUCUUAUUUCCCACCAGAAAAUUCAUACUGGAGAGAAACCUUAUGAAUGUAAUGAAUGUGGGAAAGCUUUCAGUUCUAGUACAUCCCUUACUUACCACCGGAGAAUUCAUACCGGAGAGAAACCUUAUAAAUGUAAUGAAUGUGGGAAGGCUUUCAUCCAGAGUGCACAUCUUACAUCCCACCAGAAAAUUCAUACUGGAGAGAAACCUUAUGAAUGUAGAGACUGUGGGAAAGUUUUUAGCUCCAACUCAUCUCUUAUUUACCACCAGAGAAUUCAUACUGGAGAGAAACCUUAUGUAUGUAAUGAUUGUGGGCAGGCCUUCAGAGUGAACACACAGCUUACUUCCCAUCAGAGAAUUCACACUGGAGAAAAACCUUAUGAGUGUAAUGAAUGUGGUAAAGCCUUUGUCCACAGCACACAUCUUACCUUCCACCAGCGGAUUCAUACUGGAGAGAAACCCUAUGAAUGUAAUGAAUGUGGGAAAGCUUUUAGCUCUGGCUCAUCCCUUACUAACCACCAGAGAGUUCAUACUGGAGAAAAACCUUAUGAGUGUAAUGAAUGUGGGAAAUCUUUUAGACACAAUUCAUCUUUUCUUUACCACCAGAGAAUUCAUACCGGAGAGAAACCUUAUAUAUGUAGUCAUUGUGGAAAGGGCUUUAUUCUCCGAACACAGCUCACUUCCCACCAGAAAAAGCAUACUGAAGAGAAACUUUUUGAACAUAAUGAAUAUGGAAAAGCUUUUUGAUACAGUGAGAUGCUUAUGUAUCCCCCAGAUACUUUGUAGUAUCAGGAAUGUUAAUGUAAUAAUAUUGGAAAGCCUUCAGCUGGAGUGCAUACUUCCUUGGCACCAAAAUAUUGAUAUCCAGGAAAGAUUUACAAAAGUCAUGAAUGUGGGGAAGUAUUCAUUCUAAGCCCAGAGAAAUACUAUAAUUAUAAUGAGUUAUGAAAAGCUCUUCCAGCAAGGUGCACACACUAGCAAAUACCAGAAAAAUACUGGAGAAAAGUCCUGUAAAUGUAAUCAAUAUGGGAGAGGCUUUAAACAUCAGUCACCCUUCAAUUACCAUAAGAGAAUUGUUGAAAGUAAAUCUUUUGGAGAAUAUAACUGACUCCAUUUUGUUCUUUAUUGGCCAUUUUUCUGCGUAGAAACCCUACAUGAACUGAAGGACCAGCUUCCAAUAGUUGAUUCUCUUCAGUGUCUUCUUUCAUUCUCUAAUUGGUACAAAAAGACUUGAUUGCUAAAAAAAGGAGGACUCGGCAAUCUCUGGAAUUUCCCCCUCCCUUAUCUAGCCUGACAGGUAGUUCCCUUUGACUUAGUGAAAUUAGUUAUACUAAAAAGGGUACAUCCCUUCUCUCUCUCCUCUAGCUAAUCAUAUACAUUUUCCUUAAUGAAUACAUGUACUUCUUUGUAACACCAGUUGCAUUGUAAUGAACAACCAUCUUUUUUUUCCUUUGUUUCAUGUAAUGUAUAAAAAUGCAAAUGCAACACAUUUGCAUCAACUGCUGGUGGAGUGUUUUGCUCUCUGAAUGUAUCAUAAAACCUGUUUCUCUGAUUUGUGCUGGCUUAUUGACAAUAGCUAGUCAAACUGAUAAGAAAAUUCAUGCCACAAUUUUGGCAACUCUAUGUGGGACUAGCUAGUUCAACCUUUACAGAACCCCAUCUCUAAGAACUUUCCAACCCCAUACCACUGAGUUCACCAAUUCAGGAACUUCUAGAGAUGGGGAACUGGGAGGGCUUUGCUAUCCUUCGUUUCUGAGAUAAAGGCACCAAAUCAAGAGAUCUACAGAGACAGGCUAGUGUUUAGUGUGUUUUUGUAUUGUGUGGUCCAGUUUUGUGUCAUUUGUGCUUACUCAGUGUCUUGGCCAACGUUCCUAUCCAAAUGCUUGGUUACAUUUUUAUUAUGGUCUGGUAUCUGACACUAAGAUACCAAGGUGUCCUUGGAAAAACUACACCUUGAUAGGGCAGAACCAGAGGAAACUCUGGUGGAAGUCAAGCAGUUCAUCUAACCAUGAACUCAACUUGGGAGUGGGAAGUGGGGAAAAUAAUCCCAAACAUUCAUUUUGUAAAGCUGAUGUAAACUUUAGUUUCACUUUGACUAAUCAAGUCAUGGCGAUGGGAUCUGGUUGCUAUUUCUGUCCUGGAAUAGAAUAGUCAGAUCCAUUUUGAUUAAUUGGAAAAAAAUUCUAGGAAAGGCUUGCCUCUAAGUGAAUUUGUUCUUUGUUAAACUAGAUAGCCAUCUGAUACUUAAUCUACUGAAAGGCCUUGGCUGUUAUGAUCAUGAAACCAUAUACAUUCUAAAAGGAAAAGAAUAGUGGUCCAUUUCCAAAACAAAUGAGUUAUUGAUAUAUUUGGGUACAUCCUGAAGUGCAUAAAUGUUGCCAACCAAAUUGUGAAAAGUUAAUGAAUCUUUCUCCUGGGGAAAGAGAAAGCCACCUCAUCAUGAGGUGAAUGCUGCCAUUCUUUGUCACAUUUUCUACCUAGUACUCUACUUGUCUCAAACACUCCUCCAUUGAUACCAGCUACCCAGAGAUAGCACCCGGUUCUUUGAAGGAACAGUAACAGUGCCCUUUACAACCUUGCCUUUUCAGGGGCAAGAAAAACCUCCCUUGGAAAUCCUCUUAUUUUUAUCUUCAGUGAGUGAGAUGAGAAGAUAGAAAGGUAAAGAUGAAUAGACCCAGAUGCAGGAAGAUCACUAAGUACAACCUUUAGCUGCCUUGCAGUGGAAUUCUGGCCAAGAGUGCUGUUUUGUAGAAGCACGUGAAGGGAACAAAGGAUUUAAAUGACCUCUCAUUGGUGUCUGUUACUACCACCAUCACCUUUGGCACUGGCAGGAGAUAGGCCCUUUUCAUCUGAGAUGCCCAGCCAAUUCCAGUGUUAAAGUGUCCCAUUCCCGAUAAAUUUUCCAUAGAAAAUAAGGGGAGAAAUGAGAACUUCUAUGCCAUAAAUUUCAAAUCUUUCAAAAGAUACGGUCUCAUUUCUGUGUUCUUAAUUCUUGCUAGCUUUGGGAGUACCCAGAAAGAGAUGAGGCAAGAAAAUCCUUUCCCCAUUUGCAUAACUUCAUGGUAUUGUAAACUAAUUAGAGACUGAAUUUGUGACUGAAACGUACUUUCUUUACUGUCAAUUUCCAAAGUGUGGUUUGGAUGCUUUUUAUAAAGGCUGAGAUAACCUCGUGAGUUUCUGGAGUUGAUGCUCUCUAUAACUAAAAAUGAAAACCUGAAAGUUACAUGUAAAUCGCACUUAGUCAACCUCUUUAAUACCCUCUCUUCCUUGAAGCAUGACAGAUUUAUUGUUUUAAGGUAAGAGUAGAAGGUGAUUUCACUGACUAAAGAAAGCUAAGGAAGUCUUAAAACAGUAGAAAAAUAAGGAAAAAAUUGGUUUUGAAGUCUACAGUUUCUAAAUAUCUGGUGCUUAAGAACCACAUAGUGCAAUUAUUAACUUCUAUACAGUUCAGAAAGAAAGUUUUGGGGCAGCUAGGUGGCGCAGUGGAUAGAGCACCAGCCCUGGAAUCAGGAGUACCUGAGUUCAAAUCCGGCCUCAGACACUUGACACUUACUAGCUGUGUGACCCUGGGCAAGUCACUUAACCCCAAUUGCCUCACUCAAAACAAAACAGAACAGAAAGAAAGUUUUGUUUAAAUCAGUGAAAUUUCAUUUUAAGGAAAAGUUUUCAUUUCCCGUCUGUCCUUUUGUGAAUGACUUAAUAAAGUUUAAUUGCCUAAGUAAAUUAGAAGCAAGUUCACCUUAAAAAGAAACUAGAAUUGACUGCAUUUGCAAGCCCUUAAAGUUUCAAUUUUGAUCAGGGAAAAAGUAAAAGUUUUGAAGUUAUUUGAAAGUAUAUAAUAAAACUUGUGCUAAUUUAGAAAGGAGAGGGGUUUUGUUUGUGUGUUUGUUUUUUGGAGAGGCAUUUGGGGUUAAGUGACUUGCCCAGGGUCACACAGCUAGUGUCACGUGUCUGAGGCUGGAUUUGAACUCAGGUCCUCCUUCAAAGGCUUCAAAGCUGGUGCUUUAUCCACUGCACCACCUAGAUGCCUGAAAGGAGAGAUUUUAAUGCCAUAAAGAAAACUAGUUUUGUGGAUGGGGUGGGUUAUGAUUGGGAAAUAAAGAUGUGAGGGAUUGAGAAAGUAGAGAAGGAAAGUGUAGCGUUGAAUCAGUUUGGAAAUCAAGACUCAGUUUUGAAGGGAACAGAGAGAAAGUUAAAAGAUGUUUGGAGAUCAUUUGCCCUUAGUAUCAAUAUAAAGCUUAAUUAGAAGGCAAUGAGAAUUAAGAGUUAGGAUUUCUCAAAGAGCAGGAACAUAAAACUAGUGAUUUUCUUUACCCAAGUUGACAUAAUACGAGGUCUUUAUCUUUGCCAGCUACCAAAAUGUCCAGCAUAGGUCAGAAGAAAUGCCAAGAAGGUAAUAAAAUAUUAGAGAAAAGUUUAAGUUAAAUCUUAUACCUAGUUUAGAUUAAAGGAGAAUAAGAACCGCACAACUCUAAAAUGAUUGGUACAUCUGGAGAAGUUCUUAUUUUCUCCUCAUUUGGUUAAAGUUAAUUUUAAGGUUUUUCAUGAUUGCCAAGCAUUAUUUCACCAAUUUUUAUAUUCUUGUUCAUGUAGAAAAGUAGCUGGAAUCAUGUGGCAAAAUUUUAAAUUGAGCAUUUAAAAAUUUGUAUUUAUGUUGGCUUUUGAUAAAUCAGAAAAUUACUAGUUAAAACAUGAUCUGUGUUCUGAAAGUAAUUACUGAUGUCAUCUUUGUAAUAUAAGGGCAAUUCAAUUUUUAUUACUUUAUACCGAUUUCUGAAUACAAACAAUAUAGAAUGCCAGAACUGAUAGAUGAAAUGAUUUUCUAUGUAAGAAAAUUCAGAAUGCAUUCAACUGAGUUGUCAUUUGGCUGGAAAUGUUUUUGCUUCAAGUCCGUAAUAUUGUAAAAAUGUAUGUUCCUAAUUUUUCGCAUUGUGAUUUUGGGAAACCGUAUAAGAAAUGCUGAUAGUUUUAAAAAUGAUAGCUAGAAUGUGCUUACUACACUUGUAUUAUUAGAUUUAACUCCUCCUUUGAUCUGAAUGCUAUGAAGAAUUUGAGCCAUCACACAUUAGAGACUGUUAUUAUUACAGUAAAAAAAAAAAAACCUGUCUAUUUCCUCAGUUCUAUUUUGCUUAAAAAUGAAUAAUAAUGAUAAUUAUUUAGAAUUUGGAAAAAGCAUAAAGACCUCAUAAUUUCUUCUUAUUUGUGAAAUUCUUUAAGGACUUGCCAGGUCCUUUGGAUCUUCAACCUGGGCAAGAUCAUAAAAUCUUAUCAGUGCCAUGGAAGAAGAAUCUGAAAGAAUGUAUGUAACAAAUGAGAACUUUUCAAAUUCUAAGAUAGCAAAUUGGAUUACUAAUUAUGAAAUUUAUGAAAACCAAACUAGAUCAAAUUGUACCUGGAAAAAUAUGCAUUGAAGUUAUAUCUUUGAGCCAAUGUAGCAUAAGUCCUAGUGAGAAUAUUUUUCUUUUUGCCUUAGAAAUUAACAUAUGAUACUUUAAGAUACCCAAACUGACAGAAGCCACUGUCUUUCUCAGUUUUGAAUGAACUAUAUCAAACAUUCACUUUUUGUAUAAAAUCCCAGAAUGUGACUAUUUUCUUAAUCUUUACUACUUGGUUGUGACAUCAGGAUGUCUGAACAUAUACAUACACACAAGUGAAUUAAAAAUGUUUGUUUGUUUUUUAAAUAGUUUAUGUACUUGAUGAGUACUGAGGCUCAAUUUUAAAAAUUAUUUAUUUUAACUAAAUAUUAUUACAACAAGAAAAUAACUAUAUCCUCCCUUAAGCUGUAAAUAAUGGAAUUUGCUAUGUUAAGGGAGUUAAACCUCUUGGGACUAUAAUUUGAUUUGCUCUGAGUUUGGAAUUCAGAUAUAACUGUUUGAAUUUUGCUAAGCCAGUAAUUCACCAUUCAAGGGAAAUGCCAUGAACUACUCAAAGUGAGUACAUUCUGAGAAAUGUUACAGGUGGAUGUAAGUACCUGGGAAGACUGAGAAGAGACAGCCUGAUGAAGGUAAUGGCAGGAUCUUCUAGACUCAAUUUCCCCACUGUACUCUUUCCUUUCUGAAUAGCAAAAUUUCCCACCUGGUUAAUAUUGAGCCUGUCCAUGAUAUCCUGUGAAUAAUAUGAAACUUUUGCAUGAUUGGCUGUUCCAAAAUGAAUUUUACCCAAAAUCAGAGCAAAGAUACUUAUAAGUUAGUCUCUGCCUUUUGGCUUAAACUUGAGAGAACCGUCUUAAUGUAGUUACAACUAUAUCCUUCCUUUUUUCCCUUUUAUAGCAAAUUUCUAUAACCAUGGUAGGUGAACUACAAAGGUUUUCUAAUGAACCUUAGAGUUACAAUCCUCAAGUAUCUCUGAGCUGCUGCUAUACUGGGAUGCAGGUAGGAAGGAGCCUGUUGCUUUUAUUUUACUAUUUGGAAUAGGUAGCCACUACAAAUUUCAACUCUCUAACCUAAGUUACUAGGACAGAUCAGUUCUUAGACUUGCCUUCUCCUUGCUCACCAUUUCAAUACAUUCUUAUGUAAGAUUAUGUCCUUAAAGUAUCACAUUCUUUCUGAAUGAUAGUAAGAUAAAAUAUAUCCUCAUGGGCAAAUUAUGUGAUAUUGGAUAAAGACGUAAAAGUUUUAAUUUUUAAUGAAAUAGUAAUUCACUUUGUAAAAAUACAACAAAAUUAGACUGUUGCCAUUUAAGAACUAAUAUAUAUGCGCAUAUAUACAUACAUAUGAAUAUGUGAGUAUAUAUAUGUGUGUGUGUGUGUAUGUAUAUAUGAUUGACUUUCAAUUGAUUUCCAUUGGGUAAAGGAAUAUAAUUGGACUCACACUAAUUGUAAUUGUAUGAGUAGCCUUCGGACUUCAGCUGUUUUGCUAGUGAAAAAUAAUGGAAAAGUCCAAGGAAAGAUGGCGGUCCUGAAUGAUAUAUUUCAGAUUUUAUCCUGGAGAUAAUAAGGAACUACUGAACUUCUUUCAGGUCCCUUUGAAUCUUCACAGAUGCCUGUCCAUACAAAUGCCUAAAUACACAGGAUCUAUGUUUUAGAAACUGUCAUUGGAUAUGUUUUUUGUAAUUGUUUUUAAGAUCUCAAGUUGGAUUGAGGCUUUCCUAUAGAGAAUUAUUUAAUUAGUUGUCAAGAAACUUUGACAUCAUUUAAAAAAAAUGAAUGGAUAAAGAGGAACAAAAUGUUAUCCAUCUCCUUCACAAAACAACUUAAAUUCCUGUACCUGGAGGCAUAUACAUUAUAUGUCCAUGUAUUGGAAGAAGAGAAGAGAAAUCCUUGUGGUCCUCAGCAAACCACAUAGUACGUCCAGAAGGAUUUAGUGAGAUUUUGAGAGCAUUAGCUUCACGCUCUGGAAAAAUAAAGAAUGGCUAGAUGAACUAUACUGCAAUUCUUUAGAAGCAAUAUAUUUUUAUGAUUUCACACAUCAAAACUAAAGCUCCAGGAGCUUAACCAUCCAGGGAAAUAUGUGGGUAGGAAAUACAGAAUUCAGGAUUCUCUGUUACUCCGUAGAAAUUGUUGCUCGUCCUAAGCAAAUGGCCAAAGAUCACUUCCCCUCCCCUUAGUACUUGUGGCUACACGUCAUACAAAGUAGUUGAAUAUAGGCUCAUUAAACUAUAACAGGUCUUUACAGUCACAUAAUCCUAAAGCACUUAGCUUUACAAUAAGGUUUGUCCUAAUUUGUUGAAGCUCGUGCAUUAAAAGGACUCCAAAGUAGUUCCUUAUGUACAAGACAGUUAAAUAGAUAUUAAAACAAAACCAAACAUUUGGAUCUUAUUUGGGGAGUACUUCAAUGGGAGAUAAAUUUCCCCCCAUUUCUGUUUAAGGUCUCUCUGAUACUAUCAAGAGACAGAAGAAGGGGAAGCUAGAUGGCACAGUGGAUAGAGUACCGGCCCUGGAGUCAGGAGGACCUGAAUUCAAAUCCAGCCUCAGACAGUUAACACUUAUUGGCUGUGUGACCCUGGGCAAGUCACUUAACCCCAAUUACCUCACAAAAAAAAAAAAAGCAAUAAGAUUGUUCUUCUAGCCCAUAGAUAGCAUUGUCUAUAGUGAUAUCUGUACCAAAUGAAGGUUUCAAGUAAAGAUCUAAAGAAAAAAAUAAUACGUGAAUAUUAAAAACUUUAAACUUUCACAUGAGUUACAGGUGACCUAAUCUGUUCUUCCUAUAGACCUGACGUUCAUAAGGUUAACUCCAAAAGAUUUGUACCGACUUUCACAAUGUAAACUGACUGUUCUAGAGCCAAUGUAAGUAGUUUUUUUAAGCCUUACUAAACUGUAUUAAGUCUUAUCAUCAACAGGUUAAAGUCAAAAUUACCUAGAGAAUUUCCAUAAGUGACCUGGAACCUGGCAAGUGGUCAGGAAAUGCCUCUGCCAACCCACCCUGUAAUCAAGGUGAAAAGGUCCAUUCCAUGUACUUUUGACAACUAACACCUCAAUUAAAGACACCAAGAUGUUGAUUCCGGGAUGCGUGUCUCUUGAGUUUAAGUAGGACAAUUUAAGCUGGACAGUUUGUGGACAGUGGUCAAGGACAGACCUCUUUAACACAGAAUUUCCUAGGGAAAGUGUUUCCCAGAAGCAGAUGACUUCAUAAACUAGACAGCGAACCCAAAAUGAUGGAAAAAGAAAUCCGUUUUCUAAGUGGACAUUAUGAUACAUUUCCUGUUUUGUUUUCCCCUCUGACAGUAGAGCAAUGUUUAUUUUUCAUUAUCUCUCAGGAGUGCCCUAUUUUUAUUUUUAUUUUCUUGUUCCUUCUUAGAUUAACUAUAGUACAACUGAUUGAUUUAUCGAUUGAAGUUUGAUGAUUAGUUUUAAAGAGAAUGUUGUAUGGUAUUGGAUGGUUUGUUAUCCGCAUAUUUUUGUUUGAUAACCGCUAUAACCCUCCUUGGACCAAGUUGCCUAUUUUGUUGUACAAGCUGAUUUAAUCUCAUGCUCAUAUUAAGUGUUCCAAAGAUAAAAAUGGUUUUAUCUAGGGACAGAGGGGGAAUUGUUAAAGUGAACACAUGCGAGAACAUGGCUGACUCCAUUUUAUUCUGUAUUUGCAAUUUCGCUGUGUACAAUGCCUGCAUGAACUGAAAGACCAGCUGCAACAGUUGGUUCUCUUCCGUGUCUUCUUUCCUCCUGUAAUUGAUACAAAUAGACUUCAUUGCUAAAAGCAAUCGUUUCUGGAAUGUCUCCCCUUAUCUAACCUGAUAUGGAGUUCCCUUUGACUUAGUGAAAGUAACUGUACUAACAAGGGCACACCCCUUCUUUAUGUCCUAUAGUUAACAAUGUACAUUUUCUUUAACAAACAUACUUUUGUCUUUGUAUAAUCAGCUGCACUAUAAGGAGCAACCCUCUAUUUUUUCUUUGUUUCAUGUAACAUAUAUAAACACUACUAGCUGAAUUAUGAAUGACACAUUCCCAUCAACUGCUGCUGGGGUAUGUCACUCUAUAAUAAAACCUGUUUCUCUGAUUCAUGCUGGCUUAUUGGCAAAAGCUAGGCAAACUGAUAAAUUAAUGCAACACAACAAAUACUGUAAUUAAGUCUUAUGAAUGUAAUUAAUGUGGGAAGGCUUUCAAUGAGAUUGCACACCUUAUUAUUGAUCUUCCAAAAAUUUUUAUAUUUUAUGGCUAUGAAGGUCUUUGGUCAGAAAACCUCUCAAUGAGUAUAAAAAAUACCGGAAAGAAAUUCUACUCAUGCAGCAGCUGUGGGUAUAUGGAGAUAAAGGGUCCUUCCUGUAGGCAUGGAAAUAAGGCCCUUAUCCGUGUUUCCCCCUGCUACUGCUUUCCAAUGGGUGGUUUUGUGAUGUCUGGCCCCCCAAGAAAGGUGAAAGAUAGCCUGUGCUCAAGACCAAAUUGUAAAGGGUGGAGUUGGUUAGCUCUUGCUCCUAUAACAAGAUACAGGAAUAGAACAACUAAAAUAAGCCACUGAGGGUGUUUUCCCUCAGAUCUAAAGGAAUUUUUGCUUUGAGACCCACAGCUGAUCUCACUGAUGGAAAUGCACACAGUUGCGAUGUAAUUAGACUUGGUUCAAGGACAAGUAAUUUAAACCAAUGAAAAGUCCUUGGCUAGAAACCCACAAUAGCUUCCCCGAUUUGAUAAGACAGUCCGAUUCAUGCAAGCUGCUGGAAACUGCACAAAGCCACUUUGGACAUGUCCCCAUCAGGGAUAUCUUUGCUUCUUAAUUAUGUAUCUUUGCUUGAA